GGUAGCAAACACAUAAUGAAUGACCACCUACACAUUGGAAGCCAUGGCCAGAUCCAGGUACAACCUUUUGAAGACAGCAGCAACAAAAGGACUAUUUUGACCACUCCAACAAAUGGACUUACUGCAGUUGGUAAAACGUCAUUACCAGUGGUUCAGGACAAGCAGCUGGAGGGUUCACACAGGCGGCAGGGAAGCUCUGCUUCAGUAAAGUCAACAGAUUGUAAUUCAAAAGUGAAAUCUACUGUCAUGACACCAGAGCAAGCCAUGAAGCAGUAUAUGCACAAACUGUCAGCAUUUGAACACCAUGAGAUAUUCAACUAUCCUGAAAUCUACUUUGUUGGUCCAAAUGCAAAGAAACGGCAAGGUGUGGUUGGUGGCUCAAAUAAUGGUGGCUAUGAUGAUGACCAGGGCUCUUAUAUCCAUGUACCUCAUGAUCACAUCACCUAUAGAUAUGAAGUUUUGAAAGUAAUUGGAAAAGGGAGCUUUGGUCAGGUUGUGAAAGCUUAUGAUCACAAACAGCACCAGCAUAUAGCCCUGAAAAUGGUGAGGAAUGAGAAACGAUUCCAUCGACAGGCUGCUGAAGAGAUACGGAUUCUCGAGCACCUGAAGAAACAAGACAAAGAUCAGACUAUGAAUGUCAUCCACAUGCUGGAAAACUUCACAUUCCGCAACCACAUUUGCAUGACAUUUGAACUGCUGAGCAUGACUUAUGAGCUGAUUAAAAAGAAUAAAUUUCAAGGCUUCAGUCUGCCAUUGGUUCGCAAGUUUGCGCAAUCAAUUUUGCUGUGCUUGGAUGCUUUACACAAGAAUAGAAUUAUUCAUUGUGACCUUAAACCGGAGAAUAUUCUGCUGAAGCAGCAGGGGCGAAGUGGGAUUAAAGUUAUAGAUUUUGGUUCUAGUUGUUACGAACACCAACGUGUGUACACUUACAUACAGUCAAGAUUUUACCGUGCACCUGAAGUGAUCCUUGGAGCUCGCUAUGGGAUGCCUAUAGACAUGUGGAGUUUGGGUUGCAUUCUGGCUGAACUAUUGACGGGUUACCCACUGUUGCCUGGAGAAGAUGAAGGGGACCAGCUUGCUUGCAUGAUUGAGUUGCUGGGUACUGCACCUCAGAAGUUUUAGAUCAGUCAAAACGAGCCAAAAAAUUUUGUGAGUUCAAAAGGUUAUCCCCGUUAUUGCACUGUUACUACUUUGCCAGAUGGGUCAGUGGUUCUUAAUGGAGGACGGUCACGAAGAGGAAAGCUUCGUGGCCCCCCAGGGAGCAAGGAUUGGGUCACGGCCCUGAAAGGAUGUGAUGAUCCUCUCUUUCUGGACUUUCUGAAACAGUGCUUGGAAUGGGAUCCUACGUUGCGUAUGACACCCAGCCAGGCACUGCGACACCCUUGGCUCCGGAGACGCUUACCAAAGCCUCCAGCUGGUGAGAAAGCUUCAACAAAGAGAGCGACAGAAAGCAGUGGUGCUAUUACAUCAAUUUCUAAAUUGCCUCCAACUUCAGGCUCAACCUCAAAGCUAAGAACUAAUUUGGCACAGAUAACUGAUGCCAAUGGAAAUAUUCAAACACGAACAGUUUUGCCCAAGUUGGUUAGCUGAGUUGAAUAAGUUUAUACCAGAGAUGCGAGGGAAACCUUUCACUGAAUCUCUGAGCCUUAUUCAAUUGAACUUUUAUAUAUUUUUUAGAACUUUGUAAUUAUUCAAUAUUGGAACUUAAGCACCAUUUGUUAAGAACUAGGAAAAUAAUUUUACUGAUUGCUGGGGACCAUGCAUUAUUGGAAGGUGGUUUUCAUGUGAGGUUAAAUGCCUUUUCGUUCUGGGCAUAUGAAUAUGUAGGUCAGAUUGUGUAACACUUAAAGUUGUCAAAAGAUGUCACCAUUCAUUUAAUAUGACAAAUUAAUGACAGAUUAUAUAUCACUAUUGAUUAGGAAUUUUAUUCUUGACAGUGACUCCUGCUAAUCAAGGAUGAAGUGCAUUUACUUUUUAUUUUAAAGCAACUCUUUUUGGAAAAUCUAUGAUGAAGCCCUCUAAUUUGGGACAUAGUUUUUAGUUUCUCAUUAUUCCUAUUGUUAAUGUCCUCCUUGUGCCACCAUUGUAUCUGUUUAGUUGUUCUAACAAAGCUAAUAACUUGGAAAAUGUAUCUGUUUAUAAAUGUUUUUAAUCUAGAUUUGAGGUUGAUUGGCAACUUGUCUUUAUUUCGAAACUAAUUUUAAAAUGAGCUGAAAUAUGUCAGAAUGUUUAAGAAAGUUUAUAGACCUCAUUAUCUCCUGUAUCUGUCCUUCUAAUGAAAAUAGCUCUGUUCAGAUCCAGCUGUCAAAAAUGGAAGCAAUAGGAGUAAGUUGUAUGACAGGAAUUUGUUCAAGUGGACGUUUUGGUGAGUAAUUGUAAUGUCUUAGAUUUUGUUCUCAGUGGUGAGGCCACAGUGGUGGUGGGGGGCAUAUGUGGAAAGGUGGGAUAUAAGAAACUAUACAAAAAAACCUAAUGAUCUCCAACAUGUAUUUCUUUUAUCAUAACCACAUUUGCUGUUGGCAGCAUGGCCAUCAAACAGGCUAGGAUGACCUUUGAAGAAUCUUCACUGGUGGCAAACUAGGAAAUAAUUUUAACAAACAUUUGAAAGCUUUUAAGAUGAAUGAAAUAAAAAUUGGUAUGGUUGAGGGCAUACCUGAAAUAUCAAAUGAUUUUAACAUAUCUAUUUUAAAAACAUGGCAUUUGAAAUAUGAAGGAAUGAAAAUUGGGGAAAAAAAACUAUUUCCAGUGAGGUGGUUAAACAGUAAUUAUUGCUUAGUACACCGUUAAAAUCUUAAUCAUACUUCUUUGCAGCAAAGUGUAACAUUUUCAGUAUUUUUUCCCUCACAAAUAGUUCAGAAAUAUCUAAAGUUCUCGUCAGUUUACUAAUUUAAGUAAAUAAUGAUAGGGAGUUUGAUCACCAAUUCCAAGUUUCCACUUUCACCUCUACAUCUGUAUAUGCCAGAAGUUGUACAGAUUUUCUGUUAAAACUGUAGGCGCUGACAGCCUAAUCAUUAUUACUUAUCACAAAUUCCAGGCCGCUGUGUUAAGUUUCUUUUAAAUCAAAAGGUAGAAUAUCUUUAUCUUGUGUGAAUGAGCUGGGAUUGAUCAUAAGAUGUGAAAUAAUAUACAAACUAAAUUUGAACUACUUUUACCUGAAAGACCUAAUAUUCAAAGCAUGGUCCCCAGUUAGGCUGGUAUAAAGCAUACUACAAUUUAUGCCAAGUAUCUUCAAAACAAAAAUAUGCAUUUGGAUUUAGACCCUACAUCGUCAAGCAGUUGAUCUUCAAAUGUUUUUGACAGCCAUCCUAUCUCUGGGAAGAUUUUGUAUGUUUUCAAGGGAGAUAAAUGAAAGUUAGUGAUACAAAUUGAAACUUUGUAGCACUUGGGUUUAAGCCAAUAAACCUUCACUGUUAGAAAAAAAUUAAAUCUGAUCAGUGUAUUUCAAUGUAUAUUGCAUUUUCAUCUUGGUGCAAUAUUUGAGAUAACAGACUAUCCUUUUGUAGUAUUUUUAUGCUUUGUAAUAUUUUUAAUUAUGUUUUAACUUUACAGUAUCACUGAAAUACCACUACAACAAUUGUUAUUGUGCAUUGGGUUUAUACAUUUACCAGAAAGAUAUUUUUGUAUUUGAAUUGGCCUGAAAGUUAUUUUGAGCAAUUCUAUAUGUGCUCACUUGUUGAAAAAUAUCUCCAAUCAAAGCUUUACUUCUGUUGCACAUGUUGUAAUUAACCAUUACUAGUAAUCACAGUCCAUUUGUUUAUUUAAGAGAAUUGUAUGUUUUGGCUCCACUUAGUGUAGAUUGAUUAGUACUGUAUAGUUAUGGCUCAGAAGGCUAUAUUAGUUUUAGCUAAUUUUAGCCACCAAUUAAAUCUUGUAGGUGGCUUGUUUGAAGAUACCCAUGGUACAUGUUCUAACUUGAUAACAAUUUGGUGUCAUGAGGUCUCAGGUUAUAAUGUGAAUAGAAGCUUCUCUGCGCAUCAUUGUUCAGAACCAUUACGGUUGCUUCACCACACAAAAACAAACAGUACAGUUUAAAAUGAUAUGGGCAUGUAAAACAUUUUUUCUCACAAUGGGCAACUUGUGCCCUUAGUAUUAACAGUGUGCCUUUUGUUAUCAGUGCCAUGUUGUGGGGUUUUACAAGCAAUUGAUUAUUCUUUGAUGAUGGAUACACUAGUAAUGUAGUAGUUUAUACAGCUAAUUGGCGACAUUUUUUUGGAUGGUCUGAAAAGAAAUGAAUGUUCACUUUAAAUAAAUUCAUUCAACCCUAAAGUGUCGAAGAUUUGAAUAACACUAAAAGAAAUCUCAAGAUUUAGAUUCACUUCCUAAGCUGUGCAAGAAAAGCUGCAACCAAAUUAACAGUGACAGAUUUUGAUGUGAUAUUUAAAUGUUCUAAUGGUCUUUUUAAGAUGUCCCUUUUACAGCAUUUUGUAUAAAAGGAGACUGUAACUAAAAUCUGGGGGGAAAAAAAGCAUUCGAGAGUGAUGUUGGGAUUCUGUUACCGGUUUCUAUCUUUGAUUAUGGCUGGUGGGGUUUCUGAUACUGGUUGUAAUUGAAAGUGAGCCAUUCAGUCUGGUGACACUAUGGAUUCAAGGUCACCUAAUGAAGCUUGAGUACUUGGGCUAGGUUCAUGAAACUGCAGUCCAAUAAGUAGUCAACAUUUUUAGGGAGAAUAUUAGUGAAAAUUGAGGUUUUGGGUGGGAAGUGGGUACCCAUCAUUAUUUAAAAAUAGUUAGUUAAAGUCAAUUAAAACAUUUUUAAUUUGGGAAAUUUAGUGAUCGUCAGAGUACUUUCAGAAAUGAAUAAUCAACGUUCUCCUUUAUGUAUGUUUUGUUGUGUAAAGUAACAUGAACUAAAUAUUGACAAAUAUUCCAAACAAAAUUUGGUGCAAUCCCCAUUCCUAAAAAGGAAAUUUGGUUUCUUGAGAUAUUAGAAUUAGAUGAAUAAAACUAACUGAUUAUCUAAAGGGGAAGUUUAGUUUACUGAACUACACUAAACAUAAAUGUUCAAAAGGAAAAUGUCCAUCUGCUGUCUGGAUUCUGGUCCCUUUCAGCAUUGCAGAUUCCUAGUGUCCUGUUUUGAGAUUAAGAUUGAAGUCUUCAUCUAGUCCCAAAUAGACAAACAUUUGUGUUAACUAGGAAAGCAAAAUCCCACAAAGCUGGAAGCUCUAAAUAAAAACAACUGUCUGACCUGUUGAGUAUUUCCAGCACUUCCUUUAUAUCUAUCAAAUAUUUAUUAUCCAUUUGACUGUGCUGUAGUCAGCGUACACAGUUUGUAAAGUGAAUGAAUGGCUGCAGCUAAUUUUCUAUUUGCAACUGCUCUAUGUAUCAAGAUGUCUUUGUUUUAAUAAUAAAGUGGAAAUACUCUAUAUACUGAAGUGCAUUUUGAUUGUCCAGUUGGAUCCUUGAAUUUUGUCAACAGUACAAAUGGCUUCCAAGAAAAUACUUAAUACAGGAGGUGAUAACAAUUUUUUACAUUUACCUCAAAGGUUUUCUAGUAAUUAAAGAAAAACCCAAUUAUUUGAUGUGUACCAAAGUGCAUUCCUUUUCACAUAUCCAGCUGUAUAUGUGGCCAGAAAAUUCCCAUCUGAGGCCAGUUCAAUUGCCCUGUGAUAAUGCGCCAUGACUAACUCUGUGAAAUCUCAAAGCCUCCAUUUGUUAACUUCUAGCUUUGGAUGAAACUGAAAAUUUUUAAUUUUUUUUUAAACGUUGUGGUGGUUUCAAGUGAAGUCCGUAUAACAUUUUUCAAAUAUAAAAAUAAAUGCUGUGUUCCACAAAACUGAAUAUAUAACUGCAGCACAGAAGUCUGACUUUUUUAAAACGAAGGUUUAACAUGUUCUGAUUUGCAGUAUUGCCCAACCUGACACUUUGACACUUGUAAUGAUUUUUGUUCAUAGCACUUGAGCAGAGUUCUGCUAAAAUGUGAAUUUCUGUUACAGAGGACUUUUAGUAUUCUGGUUUCUUUGCUCAGCUACAAUUGCUUUAACAGAGCAAUUGCAGAAGUUAAUUUUCAAAUGAGCACUAAGUUAGAUGUGUGUUUCUAAUAUGCUGCAGUUGCCUAUUGUACAUAUGUUGAAUUUUUGAAUGUUAAGUUUGUAUAUAUGUAUGUAAUAUCUUGUGAAAUGCUGUUGCCACUUGAUGUGUUUUAGUGGGGCCCAGUGGCCAGUUUUAUGAUACUGUAUGUAUUGUACAGCUGAUGACAGAAGUAUGACUUUUUUUAGUGAAUAUUUGGUUAAAAUUAUUGUGGCCCAAAAUUCAUUU
Pristis pectinata (smalltooth sawfish) is the source of this 6254-nucleotide messenger RNA. RefSeq names its product dual-specificity tyrosine-(Y)-phosphorylation regulated kinase 2 (gene dyrk2). NCBI's taxonomy places the organism in Eukaryota, Metazoa, Chordata, Chondrichthyes, Rhinopristiformes, Pristidae. The record is from RefSeq and is a predicted model, not a curated record. Gene Ontology annotation, cellular component: nucleus. Gene Ontology annotation, molecular function: protein serine/threonine/tyrosine kinase activity; protein serine/threonine kinase activity; ATP binding. Gene Ontology annotation, biological process: peptidyl-serine phosphorylation; peptidyl-threonine phosphorylation.